AUUGCUUCAAGAGAUGGCAAGGCAGGCAGCUGCACCCCUCCUUCCCGGAGUCCUCCUCCUCUUCUCCAUCCUCCCGGCUUCCCAGCAAGGAGGGGUUCCUGGUGCUAUCCCGGGAGGGGGAGUCCCAGGAGGAGGCUUUUUCCCAGGUGCUGGGGUCGGAGGUUUGGGAGCAGGGCUCGGGGCUGGAGGAAAACCUCUCAAACCAGGGGUCGGUGGCCUCGGGGGACUUGGCCCUCUUGGCCUCCAGCCAGGUGCUGCAGGUCUGCUCCCAGGAGGUGCCUUCCCCGGGGGCGUCUUCCCAGGUGCUGCAUCCGCGGCCGCUCUUAAGGCUGCUGCGAAAGCUGGUGCUGGUCUUGGUGGUGUGGGUGGAAUUGGUGUUCCUGGAGGCCUUGGGGUCUCCGCAGGUGCUGUGGUGCCCCCGGGAGGGGUGCAGCCUGGGGUCGGUGCGGCAGUGAAGCCCCCCAAAGUACCAGGUGCUGGCAUCCCUGGGGCCUUCCCAGGCGGCGGCGUGCUCCCUGGCGCAGGUGUCCGCUUCCCUGGCGUAGGGGUGCUGCCUGGCGUUCCCACUGGCACCGGCGUCAAGGCAAAAGGUCCAGGAGCAGGAGCCUUCGCAGGAAUCCCCGGACUGGGAGGCUUUGGAGGCCAGCAGCCCGGAGUCCCUCUGGGGUAUCCCAUCAAAGCUCCCAAGCUCCCAGGUCUUGGACCUGGCGGGAUAGGAGCAGGACUUGGUGCUGGAAAGGCUGGGUACCCCACUGGGACAGGAGUUGGAGCACAGGCGGCAGCAGCAAAAGCGGCAGCUAAGUACGGAGCUGGUGUCCUGCCCGGGGCUGGCGGCAUCCCAGGGGUGGGCGGCGUGGUGCCUGGCGUCGGCGUUGUCCCAGGAGUUGGAGUCGGAGGGCCAGCGGCUGCAGCAGCAGCAGCGAAGGCGGCAGCGAAGGCAGGAGCCUACGGUGCAGGGGUGCUGCCCGGUGUCGGCGGUGUGCCAGGCCUUGUGCCCGGUGUCGGUGGUGUCCCCGGCUUGGUGCCUGGUGUCGGAGGUGUCCCCGGGGUGGCAGGAGUUGGAACGCCAGCGGCAGCAGCAGCAGCAGCAAAGGCAGCUAAGUAUGGAGCCGGCAUUGGCGUUCCCGGUGUCGGUGUUCCUGGUAUUGGCGGCGUGCCUGGUGUCCCUGGUGUGGCUGGUGUCCCCGGCGUGCCUGGUGUCCCUGGCGUGGCAGGCGUCCCUGGUGUGGUGCCUGGUGUCGGAGUGGGUGGCCCAGCAGCUGCUGCUGCUGCAGCAAAGGCUGCAGCGAAAGCGGCCGCAUUUGGAGCUGGCGUGCCCGGAGCCGGCGUUCCUGGAGUUGGAGUACCUGGAGUUGGAGUGCCCGGAGUCGGUGUGCCCGGAGUCGGUGUGCCCGGAGUUGGUGUGCCCGGAGUUGGUGUUCCCGGAGUCGGUGUGCCCGGUCUGGUACCUGGAGCCGGCCCUGCUGCCGCCGCUGCUGCCAAAGCGGCCGCCAAAGCAGCCAAGUACGGGGCAGGUGGUCUGGCUCCUGGCGUGGGUGGCCUGGCUCCUGGCAUAGGUGGCCUGGCUCCUGGUGUGGGUGGCCUGGCCCCCGGCAUUGGAGGUGUCCCAGGAGUCGGAGGUCCGGCAGCAGCAGCAAAAGCAGCAGCCAAGGCAGCCAAAUACGGUGCCGGUGUCGGAGGGGUGCCAGGCGCAGUGCCCGGUGUUCCCGGUGUGCCAGGAGUGACACCCGGCGUCGGCGGCGUCCCUGGGUUGGUGCCGGGCGUGGGGGUACCCGGUGCUGGCGUUCUCCCCGGGGCAGGCAUCCCCCAAGUAGGGGUGCAGCCAGGUGCUAAGCCUCCCAAAUUCGGCGUUCCCGGAGCCGGAGUCCCAGGGGUUGGUGGCAUCCCAGGUGGCCUCGGAGUUGGUGGCCUCGGAGUUGGUGGCCUUGGUGCUGGGCUCUUGUAUCCAGGAGCUGCUGGAAAACCUCCCAAGCCAGGUUUUGGUGUUGGGGGGCUGCAGCCAGGGGCUGGAGUUCCCGGCUUUGGCGUGUCACCGAUAUUUCCAGGUGGGGUCGGCGGCCAGCUGGGAUUUGGCGGGAAGCCCCCCAAGACCUUCGGAGGAGCCCUCGGGGCCCUGGGCUUUAGAGGUGGAGUCGGCUGCGCACAAGGGAAAUAUUGCGGGAGGAAGCGGAAGUAACCGCCCGCCCCACCGAUAACCUCAUGAACUUUGGUGCUACUGCAUGGUCCAGAAUGUAAAUCCCCAGCCCAGCUGAGACCCCCCCGGCCCCCCGGCCCCACGCUCCCGGGAGGGACCCCACAGCACGGCAGCAGCGCCGGGGCCUGCCCCCACCCCGGGAGUUCUCCCCCCGACCCCCCCAGGGAGCGCAGAAUAAACUGCGGGGAGCAGCUGUCCCCCUUGGUGCUAUCGCUCCCUGCGGGGGGGGCUGGGACCCCCCCGACACCCCCUGCCCCGGUGCUGCCCCCCGGGGUGAGUGGCGAGAGCUGACCCCGGGGGGGGCAGGCCGAGCGGGGGGCACGAGGGGCACCGGGGGGGGAAGGAGGGAGGGAGGGAGGGGGUCCCGGCGGCAGGGGACAACGUGGGGGGGCUUGUCCCCGCCAGCCUGCGACCCCCCUGGCUCCCUUCAUGUUACUCACUUUGAUAUAACUGGGUGGGACACCCUACGCAGAGAGAAUCGCUGCCAACAGACUAAUAAAGGACAAGUUUUUAAAGGA
Molecule: messenger RNA, 2712 nt
Organism: Cygnus atratus (black swan)
Lineage: Eukaryota; Metazoa; Chordata; Aves; Anseriformes; Anatidae
Gene: ELN
Product: elastin
Exons: 34
Coding region: 14-2176 (720 amino acids)
Molecular function (GO): extracellular matrix structural constituent
Source: RefSeq, a predicted model, not a curated record